AUGGGCGAGAAGUUCAUUGUGGAGUUUGGCAGCAGCAAGGACGAAGACAGAGAAGAGCUGAUCGGAAAACUGACUGCUGACGAGAGAACCAAGGUCGUCAAGCGCUUCGACCACGCGAUCUUCUCAGGCGUGGUGAUCGAGACGGGCAAUCACAACCUUGACACUCUCCGGGCACUUCCGAAUGUAGGGAAUGUCUGGCCAUCGAGAAAUGAGGGUCUCUUGACCCAGCUUGGAGGCCGCUGA
Molecule: messenger RNA, 243 nt
Organism: Colletotrichum aenigma
Lineage: Eukaryota; Fungi; Ascomycota; Sordariomycetes; Glomerellales; Glomerellaceae
Exons: 2
Coding region: 1-243 (80 amino acids)
Source: RefSeq, a predicted model, not a curated record